This is a messenger RNA of Pocillopora meandrina, 627 nucleotides long. NCBI's taxonomy places the organism in Eukaryota, Metazoa, Cnidaria, Anthozoa, Scleractinia, Pocilloporidae. The record is from the annotation of a GenBank genome assembly.
GAUACAGACGAUUCAAGCACUACCAGAAGUAAAUUCUUCCGUAGUAAAAAGAAGACCCAUACAGUCGGCAGACAGCGAGGACCUGAAAGUGGCUGCCGAACUGAGAAACGACCGAGGAGAAGUAGAGCUCUUCAAAAGUUAGAGGUCAAUAGAGUAAGUACAAAAUCGAUUUGCGUGGAAACCUUAAGAAAAAUAAACAAAUGUAACUAAGGUUCUCAAAAAACCUUUGCUUCUCAGCUAUUGAAAGACUAUGGGGAAUCCAGUUGUUCGGGAGCUUGCGUUGAGCCCAUAAAAGACACUGACCUGUCUGAACUUUUGCCUGAAACGGAAGCACUCAUUAGAGAAAGAGAAUUUGUCGAUAUCGGUAUACAAUGUGAUCUGGAAUUUUAUUGGUUCGAUGUUCUACAAAAAUCUACGGCGAGUGUGGGUAAGACGAUAACUUUUUAAAACAAAUCUUAGCACAGUUUCUGCGCUUUGAAACCCUUCCCCAUUAUUGAGCGUGAUGGCUUUCUUCAUUACACAGACACACAAGUGGAAGUUGUUACAACUGAGGCCGAAGUCCAAUGUGAGAUCAUCAACCUACCGUCUGUACCCACAUGUUCUACGCCUUUGUGUAGUCCUGUUAAG